Molecule: messenger RNA, 3277 nt
Organism: Megalops cyprinoides (Indo-Pacific tarpon)
Lineage: Eukaryota; Metazoa; Chordata; Actinopteri; Elopiformes; Megalopidae
Product: rho GTPase-activating protein 42-like
Exons: 25
Coding region: 215-2902 (895 amino acids)
Biological process (GO): signal transduction
Cellular component (GO): cytoplasm
Molecular function (GO): GTPase activator activity; protein binding
Source: RefSeq, a predicted model, not a curated record
UGAAGAGAGAAGCGAAACUGCCGGAGCGGAAGUGCUGUGAGAAGGGGAAAGAAAGUUUGAAGAGCAAACUACGAUGUAGCUUACUAUACCAGGACGACUACGUCAAGCACUGACAGAGGGGCGAAAAAGUCGAAUUAUACACUGGAAGACGGUUCAUGUUUGGGAGUUUGCUUCGGGACACUGAUUGUCUUUGUUAGUUAAACUCCCCAAUACAAUGGGGCUACCGACUUUGGAGUUUAGCGAUUCUUUCCUGGACAGCCCAGACUUCAGAGAACGUCUGAAAUGUCAUGAAAUUGAGUUGGACCGGACGAACAAAUUCAUCAAAGAGCUUAUUAAAGACGGGAAUAUGCUCAUCACGGCGCUGAAAAAUCUCUCUGCGGCAGUUCAGAAGUUCUCACAGUCACUUCAGGAGUUCCAGUUUGAGUGCAUUGGUGAUGCCGAGACAGACGACGAGAUUAACAUUGCUCAAUCCUUCAAAGAAUUCUCUCAGCUGUUGAAUACAGUAGAAGAAGAGAGAAGACGAUUGAUACAGAAUGCAGAUGAUGUCCUGAUUUCGCCGUUGGAGAAGUUUCGGAAGGAGCAAAUCGGCGCCGCAAAAGAAGGAAAGAAGAAAUUUGACAAGGAAACAGAGAAAUAUUACUCUGUUUUAGAGAAGCACCUGAAUUUAUCAUCUAAAAAGAAAGAAGCUUUCUUACAAGAGGCAGAUGCACAGAUUAAUAAAGACAGGCAGGUAUUUUAUGAUGCCUCCCUUGAAUAUGUCUUCAAAAUACAAGAAGUUCAAGAGAAGAAGAAAUUUGAAUUUGUCGAGCCGUUGCUAGCCUUCCUUCAGGGCCUGUUCACCUUCUACCAUGAGGGCUAUGAGCUGGCCCAGGAGUUUGAGCCCUACAAGCAACAGCUGCAGUUCAAUCUGCAGAAUACAAGGAACAACUUUGAGACCACCAAGCAGGAAGUGGAGAAGCUGAUGAAGAGGAUAAGGUCUGCGGACCAGGACUACAAACCCCCAGGGCAGUGGACCAUGGAGGGCUUUCUGUACGUCCAGGAAAAGCGGCCCCUGGGAUGCACAUGGGUCCGACACUACUGCACGUUCGACAAAGGGAGCAAGACAUUCACCAUGAGCAAUACAGAAAAUAAGUCAGGUGGCAAACAGAACGGGCUGGUCACCAGUCCCCCAGAGAUGUUCAAGCUCAAGUCCUGUGUGCGGAGGAAGACAGACUCCAUUGAUAAGCGCUUCUGUUUUGACAUCGAGGUGGUGGAGAGAAAUCAUGGAAGUCUUUUCAGACCACUUCAGUUUUUCUGUAAAGUCCGGCAUGGCAUCGUCACGCUCCAAGCGCUGUCUGAGUCUAACAGAAGGCUGUGGCUGGAGGCCAUGGAUGGAAAGGAGCCAAUAUAUACCCUCCCAGCGAUUCUGAGCAAGAAAGAUGAAACCUUUCUGAAUGAGGCCGGCUUUAAUUUUGUGAAGAAGUGUAUCGACUUGGUGGAGAUGAGAGGAAUUGACACCAUGGGACUGUACAGGAUAGGAGGGGUUAAUUCUAAAGUGCAGAAGCUGAUGACUUCCAUGUUUGCCAAAGCUUCCUCUGACAUGGACCUGGACCCAGAAGUCUGGGACAACAAGACCAUCACUAGUGGCCUGAAGAAUUACCUCAGAUGUCUCUCGGAACCACUCAUGACGUACAAGCUCCACAAAGACUUCAUCAUGGCUGUCAAGUCAGAUGAUCAGAACUACAGGGUCUGCUCUGUCCACUCCUUGGUCCACAAGCUGCCAGACAAGAACAGAGAAAUGCUGGAGAUUCUGAUCAAACACCUGGUCACGGUGUCCACUCAUAGCCAGACCAACAUGAUGACUGUGUCCAACCUGGGGGUGAUCUUCGGCCCCACGCUGAUGCGCUCGCAGGAGGAGACGGUGGCAGCCAUGAUGAACAUCAAAUUCCAGAACAUCGUGGUGGAAAUUCUGAUCGAGAACUUUGAGAAGAUUUUCCAGCAGGCCCCUGAUCCCAAUGUGCCCGUGCCCCAGCCCCAGUCUCGCUCCAGCUCCCGCAGAAGUAGGGCCAUCUGUUUGUCCACGGGUUCACGGAAGCCCAGAAGUCUCUACACCCCAACGUUGUGCCUUGCUGAUGCAGACAGUGACACUUUCAGCAGCAGUCCAGUCAGCACUCCCACAGGUAGCAUCGAGUCCCUGUCCUCGCAUUCCUCCGAGCAGAACAGCUCCUCCAAGACAGGCUCCCCAUCACAAACCCAAGGUCAGUCCACCGACAGCAUGCGGUGGACACCCUCGCAGGCCUCCUCCAACGGGCUGAAGAGCCCCACCUGCACCACCAGCCCAGACUCCAGCUCCAAGGAGGACGCGGCCAGGACAGACGGGGAGUCCGAGGACACGCGGAGCCUGUCCUCCGUCAGCGUGCCCAGCAAGCCCUCGCCCAGGCCCACAAAAUCACUGCGCGCCCUGACGGAGCAGGAACCUGCAGCGAUGAAGUGCUCAGUCUCCCCAUCCCUCAGAUCACUGCACAUCUCUGAAGGCCAACAGAGCUGCAGUAGUUCUGUCCAAAGUCUGGUAUCGCAGGUCCAGCGGGACUGUCCAAAGCCUUCUGCACACCCAGAUCUCCCACCUAAACGGACUCCCCGCCGCAAGACAGACGCCUCAGCCAGCAACGGUUAUCAGAGGCCUGGCUCAGUGGUUGCUGCAAGAGCCAUGCUCUUUGAAAACCCUGCAGCUUUGCAGCCAGCUUCUGUUGGAAGAGAUGCUAAGGCAAUGUACUCCUGCAAGGCAGAACACAGCCAUGAACUCAGUUUCCCCCAGGGAGCUCUCUUCUCAAAUGUAUAUCCUUCAGUGGAACCUGGCUGGCUCCAAGCAACAUAUGAAGGCAAAACCGGUCUAAUCCCUGAAAAUUAUGUGGUAUUUCUCUAACAGACUCUGGGGAAACAGCAGUAUUUUUCAUGGUAUCCAUGGUAACGAUACCCUUUACAGUGGGUCUGAGAAAGUCAGCUUCCUCUCGGCACAGCUGUGACAGCUGAUAUGCUGCAGAAACUCAACAUCAGAGUACAUUUAUUAGCUCCCUGCAAGGAGAAAUGCUAAGACUUGUAUAUUAAGAAGUGUUGAGAAGUACCAUGCAGUACUUGAUAAGUAGAGAUUUUGAUUUCAUGUGAAACAAUCACAUACUUUUUUUUUUUUUUGCUGACACUGGUGUUACUGUUUCAUCAAGUUCUAAUGUGAUCACCAAAGGAAAGCAUUACAUUUUUGUCAUUACAUUAUUGUCAUCUAGCAGAUGCUCUUAUCCAGAUU